Fomitiporia mediterranea MF3/22 is the source of this 1581-nucleotide messenger RNA. RefSeq names its product sugar transporter. The record is from RefSeq and is a predicted model, not a curated record. Lineage: Eukaryota; Fungi; Basidiomycota; Agaricomycetes; Hymenochaetales; Hymenochaetaceae. Gene Ontology annotation, molecular function: carbohydrate:proton symporter activity. Gene Ontology annotation, biological process: carbohydrate transport; transmembrane transport. Gene Ontology annotation, cellular component: plasma membrane. The transcript has 12 exons. Bases 1 to 1581 code for a protein of 526 amino acids.
AUGAAACCGUCUGCCCCAGCAAGCCGUCCUACGAGCCUCAAGGCCAUCCUACUUGCAGUAUUCAUCGCGUUCGGAGGAUUCCUUUUCGGAUACGAUAUUGGAGUUAUUUCUGGAUGUCUGAUCAUGCCUGACUUUGUGCGACGUUUCGGUGAACCGGACGGCGCAGGUGGCUUCGUGCUGUCGAGCUCACGCCAAUCAAUUAUUACUUCCCUCUUAUCAGCUGGGCACGUGACAUUUGUUGGAGCGCUCGCUCAGGCAUUCACUUCCGAUCGCUUUGGUCGAAAAGGCUCGAUUCUUAUCUGGUCGGGAAUAUUCACUCUUGGUGUCGUUGUCCAAACCAGUACAGGCUUCUCAAUUGUACAGAUUACCAUCGGUCGAUUCAUCGCUGGCACUGGUGUAGGUGCAUUAUCGGCCAUUGUACCCCUAUAUAAUGGCGAAACUGCACCAAAGAAGAUCCGUGGUGCAAUCCUUGCUUUCUAUCAAAUCCAAAUUAUAUCAGGUGUUUUCUUUAGCUACGUCGUUGACCUCGCAACACAUGCAUUAAACAACUCUGCUUCUUGGCGUAUUCCUGUCGGGCUACAGAUGCUAUGGGGACUUAUCCUACUCUCCGGCAUAUUUUUCUUACCAGAAUCACCGCGCCACCUGCUUGGUUUGCAACGACCAGACGAUGCGCGGCGAGUUAUUGCAGAGCUAAACUCUGUAGAUGUAGACGAUCCACUUGUACUUGACAUGAUUGAAGAGCUGGAGGUUGCAAUUCGUGCAGAGAACGAGGGUGGCAAGGCAACUUGGAUGGAGUGCUUCUCUACACGGAACAAAUUAUGGUGGCGUACCACGAAUGGCAUGAUGCUUCAGUUCAUUCAGCAAUUGAACGGUCAGAACUUCUAUUAUUAUUAUGGAGAUACAUUUUUCAAGAGCGCAGGAACCCAACUAUCACCAUACGUUAUUCAAACGAUUCUCGGGGCCGUUUCUGUUGUUGGUACUCUUCCAGCACCUUAUCUUAUCGAGACAAUGGGGCGAAGAUCGUCUCUCCUUACGGGAGCUCUUAUGGAAGCCGUUUGCGCCUUAAUUGCAGGAGUUGCUGGAGCGACAAUGAUACCUCCGCCCGGCGCCGACCUUACAAACAUCACGCUCACACCUCGCAAUAGGCAAGGUGGUGAUAUACUCAUCGCAUUCGCUGUUCUGCACGUCUUCAGCUUUGGCCUCUUUUGGGGCCCGACACCAUGGGUCUAUUUGGGCGAGUCUUUCCCUUUACGUGUCCGCCCGAAAUGUAUUGCCUUGGGAAGUGCUUCGAAUUGGAUCUGGAACUUCCUGCUUUCGUUCUUUUCCCCGAGGAUUGCUGCAAGAAUCGGACCGUGGAUCCUUAUGAUUUUCUUCGGCAUGCUCAUCUUUGGGUUCGUCUACGUGUACUUCUUCAUUCCUGAGGUUAAAGGCCUGAGUCUCGAGGAGGUUGAUGAGCUGUAUCGCUCUGGUGUCAAGCCAUGGAAUUCUGCCGGCUGGAAGCCUUCCGAAAAGCAUCUCCACCGUCAUGAGAGGGUUGAAAGUGCCAGCGACGAGGUGCGCGAUGAGAAGAAUAACGUUUAG